Nestor notabilis (Kea) is the source of this 1502-nucleotide messenger RNA. RefSeq names its product chromosome unknown open reading frame, human C5orf22. The record is from RefSeq and is a predicted model, not a curated record. The transcript has 8 exons. NCBI's taxonomy places the organism in Eukaryota, Metazoa, Chordata, Aves, Psittaciformes, Psittacidae. The annotation marks the transcript as partial.
GUACUGCCUUUCAUCUACCGUGCCAUUGGUUCAAAGCAUCUUCCUGGCAGUAACAUCACCUUUGUUCAUCUUGAUUCCCAUCCAGACCUUCUUAUUCCUGUGAAUAUGCCUGCAGACACCGUAUUUGACAAAGAAGCUCUUUUUAGUGAAUUAAGUAUUGAGAAUUGGAUUAUGCCUGCUGUUUAUGCUGGCCAUAUUUCUCAAGUAGUUUGGCUUCACCCACCCUGGGCUCAGCAGAUCUCAGAAGGAAAACACAAUUUUUUAAUUGGGAAAGACAUAUCAACAACUACAAUCAGGGUUACAGGUACAGAUAAUUACUUUUUAAGUGAUGGUCUUUAUGUCCCUGCUGAUCAGCUAGAAAACCAGAAGCCUUUGAAUUUACACGUCAUUCUCAUCAAUCCGACUGAAGCAUCAAACAACCAGGAAGAAAAUGGCGAAGUAGCAUCUGCUAAGAGGCUGAAGCUAAAUACAGAUGACACAGCAAGCACUACUUCUGCCUCUUCAUCAGUGGUGCCUGACCUUGAUUACAACACCCCAAAUGUGAAGAAAAAGGAAGUGCAAAAUACAAGUGCCCUGAACAGAACAGAAACCUUGUCAGAGUGCUCAGCUUCGAGCUCUCUAAGAAGCAGUGAAUGCCCAAUAAGGGAUGUUGCUAAAGAUGUCUGCCAAGCACUGCAGAAAGGGGAUGCAUAUGUUUUAGACAUUGACUUAGAUUUUUUUUCAGUUAAAAAUCCAUUCAAAGAAAUGUACACACAGACAGAAUAUGAGCUUUUACAGGAGUUGUACAGUUUCAAGAAGCCUCACAGAAAUGCAACAGAGGAGGGCUUGCUGGAUUGUGUUGAAAACCGUGUUCAUCAGCUAGAAGAUCUAGAAGCAGCAUUUGCAGAUUUGUGUGAGAGCGAUGAUGAAGAGACCCUACAGAAGUGGGCUUCAUAUCCUGGAAUGAAGCCACUUGUUCAACUAGUUCACAGUUUGAAAACCAGGAUGGAAAGCCCGGACUAUGAAAUGGUCCAUCAGGCUGGUCUGACCUGUGAUUAUAUGGAGCUUCCUCACCAUGUUAGCACUGAAGAGGAGAUCGAAGGCCUCAUAAAAUCUGUAAAAGUUCUACUAAAAGAUAUGCCUAAGCCCACUCUUGUGACAAUUGCUCGAUCAAGUUUGGAUGACUAUUGCCCUUCAGAACAGGUUGACAUCAUUCAAGAGAAGGUUCUCAAUUUACUAGGUUCAGUGUAUGGCACUCUUGAUGUGCACUUGGAUUACUCAAGCAUCUCAUCUUCUUUGUGACGUUUCUUCAUGUAUUGCCAUCUAAUGCAGUGGAUUAAUUUAAAUUGUGUAUUACCUGUGGUUGCAAGUGGGAAAUUGCUGUUAUUUCAGCAGGUGGCACUAGAACCCAAGCUGACCCAGAGUCAGGUGCGAGUCACAUUGCUUUCUCCAAGUUAGCUGCAUCUGAACUGGCCUCGUUCAGAUUAGUUCUGUGGUAUUUUUACUGUCUUGCUUCUUAAAAU